AUGCAGUUGCAAUUGGGAGAUGGAACUAGAACACUAUUUUGGGAUGAUGUAUGGAUGAAAGGCGGGAAGCUUAGUGAAAGAUUUCCAAACCUCCACAGGGCAGCAGCUGAUAAGGCAUGCACCAUCAGUGAUUGUGGUUUCUGGGAUGGGUAUGUAUGGAGAUGGGGUUUGCAAUGGAGGAGAGCCUUGUGGUCAUGGGAAGAGCAAGAGCUAACUGAGCUACAAUCAAGCCUAGCAAAGGUGGGGAUUCGACAAAGCGAAGUGGACAAGCUGGUGUGGAAGCAUGAUAAGGAAGAAAAAGUGAAUACCAAAGACAGAUUAGUUAGGUGUGAAAUCUUACCAACAUCAGAAAUUACCUGUGUUAUCUGCGGCAAGGCACCAGAAUCUGUUCAUCAUCUGUUUUUCACAUGCGAAUAUGCAUGGAAGCUGUGGGGUUCGGCUCUUAGGUUCUGGAAUAUACAUUGGGUUUGGGCAGGUGAUCCUAGACAAUGUUUUGAGUCAUGGAUAUAUGGAACUAAUAGGAAGGGUGCAAAAGAAGACUGGAUGACAACCUUCUUUGCUGUGAUUUGGUCCCUGUGGAAACAUAGAAAUGCUGUUAUCUUCAAGAAGAAUGAGUUGAAUUUUUCUCUAUUAGAACAAGAGGUAUCGUGCUUGGUGUUAGCUUGGUCAAGGGACAGAAGGUUUCGAAGAACAGGAGUAGGAUAA
Arachis stenosperma is the source of this 705-nucleotide messenger RNA. RefSeq lists its product as uncharacterized. Lineage: Eukaryota; Viridiplantae; Streptophyta; Magnoliopsida; Fabales; Fabaceae. The transcript has 2 exons. The coding region runs from base 1 to 705 and encodes 234 amino acids. The record is from RefSeq and is a predicted model, not a curated record.